This is a messenger RNA of Zophobas morio, 671 nucleotides long. RefSeq names its product ATP synthase subunit O, mitochondrial-like. NCBI's taxonomy places the organism in Eukaryota, Metazoa, Arthropoda, Insecta, Coleoptera, Tenebrionidae. Gene Ontology annotation, cellular component: membrane. Gene Ontology annotation, biological process: proton motive force-driven mitochondrial ATP synthesis. The transcript has 6 exons. The record is from RefSeq and is a predicted model, not a curated record. Bases 39 to 671 code for a protein of 210 amino acids. Gene Ontology annotation, molecular function: proton-transporting ATP synthase activity, rotational mechanism.
GUCGGGGUUUUUUUAUCUGUGCUUUGUUUUAGUUAAUUAUGCUACCGCGUAUUUGUAAUACCUGCCGAUCUUACAUAACUGCGAGUGGAAAUGAAGUUAAAGGAUUAAUAAAGUCUCCGCUGUCCGUCCCAGGGAUUAGCGGACGUUACGCUCAAGCUCUUUACUCUGCUGGUUACAAAAAAAAGAAUCUCGAGAUUCUUGAAAAAGAUUUUGAAGAAAUAAACCUUUUAAUGGCAGAAGUCCCUCAAAUUAAAAUUAUUAUUAAUGAUAAAAGUUUUAAAAAAGAUGAUAAAACUAUUAUACUUCGAAAAAUUUUAGAAAAAGGAAAAUUCGACAAGUUGAUUUGCAAUCUUUUCGAACUUUUGGUUGAAAAUAAUCGGCUAAGCGAAUUAGAAUCGAUUAUGAAAAGCUUUUCACGAAUCAUGAGUGCUCAUCGUAAGGAAGUUAUGUGCACUGUCACUACUGCAUCGCCACUAAAUGAAAAGGAUAAAAAAAAGUUAACAGAAAAUUUAAAAAAAAACUUAAAAUCAGGAGAAAAGUUAAUUUUACAGACAGUAAUUAACAGCGAUAUUAUUGGAGGCCUUAUAGUAGAAAUGUCUGAUAAACGAUUGGACAUGUCCAUCGCUACUCGAAUAAAAGAGAUUGCGAAUUCUCUUCGCACUUUAAUUUAA